GGAGAGACACAGUACAGCCCUAGAUAUUUCAAGGUGCCUUAGUAGUUAGUACUCAUCGCUGUCUCUUCUUCUUCCUCGACACCUCUCCUACUCCACGCACCAGACCACACCAGAAACGAACAAGCAAGCAAGCAAACGUUGGAGCUAGCUGCAGUAUGCCCAUGUCAUGCAGUUUGUGCGGCGCCAGCAACUGCCCGCACCACAUGAACUCACCCGUUCUUCAUCAUCACCACCAUCAUCAGGAACACCGACUGUGCGAGUACCAGUUCUUCGCCCAAGGCCAGCACCACCACCACCAUGGUGCGGCAGCGGACUACCCACCGCCACCGCCGGCCAACUGCCACCACCGCAGAUCAUGGACCGCACCAUUUCAUGAAACAGCAGCUGCAGGGAACAGCAGCAGGCUCACGCUGGAGGUGGACGCGGGCGGACAACACACGGCUCACCUGCUGCAGCCACCGGCGCCGCCAAGAGCCACCAUCGUGCCAUUCUGCGGGGGUGCAUUCACCAGCACUAUUAGCAAUGCAACGAUCAGGACAAUUGAUACAGAGAUGAUGGUGGGGGCUGCCCAUAAUCCGACGAUGCAGGAGAGAGAGGCGAAGGUGAUGAGGUACAGGGAGAAGAGGAAGAGGCGGCGCUAUGACAAGCAAAUCCGCUACGAGUCCAGAAAAGCUUACGCCGAGCUCAGGCCACGGGUCAAUGGCCGCUUUGUCAAGGUACCCGAAGCCACCGCGUCGCCAUCACCCCCAACUUCGCCCUAUGAUCCUAGUAAACUUCACCUCGGAUGGUUCCGGUAGUUUUCAUCAAAGUAAAAUAAGUUGGUUAUUGAUUGACCGGUUGGAGGAGUUAUGUUGAUUUGACUAUUUCAAAAGGUCAGCAAACCAAUCAAAGAAAAUGUAUUUAUUGAAACAAGUAUUGUUAUACUUUAUGUUAAUUUAAGCAUGUAAUUUGAGGAGGCUAGCUACUGAUGUGUAUUUAUUGUAUGCAACCGAUUCAAUCAAGUCAUCGCCCAAAGUUAAA
Messenger RNA from Aegilops tauschii subsp. strangulata, 1020 nucleotides. RefSeq names its product protein VERNALIZATION 2. The record is from RefSeq and is a predicted model, not a curated record. Gene Ontology annotation, cellular component: nucleus. Gene Ontology annotation, molecular function: DNA-binding transcription factor activity; protein binding. Gene Ontology annotation, biological process: regulation of flower development. Lineage: Eukaryota; Viridiplantae; Streptophyta; Magnoliopsida; Poales; Poaceae.